CCUCUUUGCAUUUAUUUUCUUUUGGACUUUUCCACUCAUCAUCUCUAUUUAACCCUCUCUUUCUCCUUCUCCCUUCAUCUCUCACUUCAUUCUUACCAUUUCUUCUUCUUUUUCCUUCAUCCAUGGGUGGCAUCAGCCUCGAAGAGAUCAAGAACGAGAACGUCGAUCUGGAACGGAUUCCAAUAGAGGAAGUGUUUGAGCAGCUGAAAUGUUCAAGAGCAGGUCUAACCUCAGACGAAGGGGCCAACAGGCUCCAAGUCUUUGGACCAAACAAAUUGGAAGAGAAAAAGGAGAGCAAGGUUUUGAAGUUCUUGGGCUUUAUGUGGAACCCUUUGUCUUGGGUCAUGGAAGCUGCUGCUAUCAUGGCCAUUGCUUUGGCAAACGGAGGAGGAAGGCCACCAGAUUGGCAAGAUUUUGUGGGAAUCAUUGCUCUGCUAGUGAUAAACUCCACAAUCAGUUUUAUUGAGGAAAACAAUGCUGGAAAUGCUGCUGCUGCUCUUAUGGCUGGUUUAGCUCCCAAGACAAAGGUACUAAGGGAUGGCCGAUGGAGUGAACAAGAUGCCGCAAUUUUAGUACCAGGAGACAUAAUCAGCAUCAAGUUAGGGGAUAUCAUUCCAGCUGAUGCUCGUCUUCUUGAGGGUGAUCCUCUGAGUGUUGAUCAGUCUGCUUUGACUGGAGAAUCUCUUCCAGUGACAAAGAGUUCCUCAGAUGAAGUGUUUUCAGGAUCAACUGUUAAGAAGGGAGAGAUAGAAGCAGUUGUGAUAGCCACUGGAGUGCACACCUUUUUUGGCAAAGCAGCACAUCUAGUGGACAGCACCAAUCAAGUUGGACAUUUUCAGAAAGUACUCACAGCAAUUGGUAACUUCUGCAUUUGCUCAAUUGCUGUUGGAAUCGCCAUCGAGCUCAUAGUCAUGUACCCAAUUCAACACCGAAAGUACAGGGAUGGAAUUGACAAUCUGUUAGUGCUCUUGAUUGGAGGAAUCCCCAUUGCCAUGCCAACUGUGUUGUCUGUCACCAUGGCCAUUGGUUCUCACAGGCUUUCUCAGCAGGGUGCCAUCACAAAAAGAAUGACAGCAAUUGAGGAAAUGGCAGGGAUGGAUGUCCUGUGCAGUGACAAAACUGGGACUCUCACUUUGAAUAAGUUGAGUGUUGAUAGAAACUUGAUUGAGGUGUUUGCUAAGGGUGUUGAGAAAGAGUAUGUUAUCCUUCUAGCAGCCAGAGCUUCCAGGACUGAAAAUCAGGAUGCUAUUGAUGCUGCAAUUGUUGGCAUGCUUGCUGACCCAAAGGAGGCACGUAGUGGUAUCAGGGAGGUACAUUUCCUUCCAUUCAAUCCUGUAGACAAGAGGACUGCACUUACCUACAUUGAUUCUGAUGGAAAUUGGCAUAGAGCUAGCAAAGGGGCUCCUGAGCAGAUAAUCACCCUUUGCAACUGCAAAGAGGAUGUCAGGAAAAAGGUUCAUGCGGUGAUUGAUAAGUUUGCUGAGCGUGGACUUCGGUCUUUAGGUGUUGCGAGACAGGAAGUACCUGAAAAAUCAAAAGAUGCUGCUGGUGGACCAUGGCAAUUUGUUGGUCUGCUACCAUUGUUUGAUCCUCCCAGGCAUGACAGUGCUGAAACCAUUAGAAGAGCUCUUAACCUUGGUGUGAAUGUUAAGAUGAUUACCGGGGAUCAGCUUGCCAUUGGAAAGGAAACGGGUCGAAGGCUCGGAAUGGGAACAAACAUGUAUCCUUCAUCUGCAUUGCUUGGUCAAGACAAGGAUGCCUCUAUUUCAGCUCUUCCAGUAGAUGAGUUGAUUGAGAAGGCUGAUGGAUUUGCAGGAGUAUUUCCUGAGCACAAAUAUGAAAUUGUUAAGCGGCUGCAAGAGAGGAAGCAUAUAUGUGGAAUGACUGGUGAUGGUGUAAACGAUGCCCCUGCAUUAAAGAAAGCAGAUAUUGGAAUUGCUGUUGCUGAUGCCACAGAUGCUGCUAGAAGUGCUUCUGAUAUUGUCCUUACCGAACCUGGUCUAAGUGUCAUUAUUAGUGCAGUGCUGACCAGCAGGGCAAUUUUCCAGAGGAUGAAGAACUAUACUAUCUAUGCUGUGUCAAUCACCAUCCGUAUUGUGUUUGGUUUCUUGUUUAUUGCGUUGAUCUGGAAAUUUGACUUUGCACCCUUCAUGGUUUUGAUUAUUGCCAUACUAAAUGAUGGUACCAUUAUGACAAUAUCAAAGGAUAGAGUUAAACCAUCUCCACUUCCUGAUAGCUGGAAACUGAGGGAGAUAUUUGCUACCGGCGUUGUGCUAGGCAGCUACAUGGCUCUAAUGACAGUGAUAUUUUUCUGGGCAAUGAAAGAUACCAACUUCUUCUCGAACAAGUUUGGUGUGAGGCCACUGAGAGAGAGCCCUAAUGAAAUGAUGGCAGCCUUAUACCUACAAGUCAGUAUAAUAAGCCAGGCUCUAAUCUUUGUCACAAGGUCCCGCAGUUGGUCUUUUGUUGAAAGACCAGGUCUUCUCCUACUAGGAGCUUUUCUGAUUGCUCAGUUGGUAGCAACUUUUAUAGCAGUAUAUGCUAACUGGGGCUUUGCAAGAAUACAGGGAAUGGGAUGGGGUUGGGCUGGUGUAAUCUGGCUUUACAGUUUGGUAACCUAUAUCCCUCUUGAUUUUCUCAAAUUUGCAAUCCGCUAUAUACUAAGUGGGAAGGCUUGGGACAAUCUUUUGGAGAACAAGACUGCUUUCACCACAAAGAAAGACUAUGGAAAAGAAGAGAGGGAGGCUCAAUGGGCCGCUGCACAGAGGACACUUCAUGGUCUUCAGCCACCAGAAACUUCCAACCUUUUCAAUGAUAAGAAUAGCUACAGGGAGCUUUCAGAGAUUGCAGAACAAGCCAAGAGAAGAGCUGAAGUUGCAAGGUAA
Molecule: messenger RNA, 2885 nt
Organism: Vigna radiata var. radiata (mung bean)
Lineage: Eukaryota; Viridiplantae; Streptophyta; Magnoliopsida; Fabales; Fabaceae
Product: plasma membrane ATPase
Exons: 15
Coding region: 123-2885 (920 amino acids)
Biological process (GO): regulation of intracellular pH; proton export across plasma membrane
Cellular component (GO): plasma membrane
Molecular function (GO): P-type proton-exporting transporter activity; ATP binding; ATP hydrolysis activity
Source: RefSeq, a predicted model, not a curated record